AUGGACCGGUUGGACCAACUGGCCUGUUGGUCCGAUGGACCGGUUGGUCCAACUAGCCUGUUGGUCCGAUGGACCGGUUGGACCAUCUGGCCUGUUGGUCCGAUGGACCGGUUGGACCAUCUGGCCUGUUGGUCCGAUGGACAACUGGCCUGUUGGUCCGAUGGACCGGUUGGACCAUCUGGCCUGUUGGUCCGAUGGACCGGUUGGACCAUCUGGCCUGUUGGUCCGAUGGACCGGUUGGACCAACUGGCCUGUUGGUCCGAUGGACCGGUUGGACCAUCUGGCCUGUUGGUCCGAUGGACCGGUUGGACCAACUGGCCUGUUGGUCCGAUGGACCGGUUGGACCAACUGGCCUGUUGGUCCGAUGGACCGGUUGGACCAUCUGGCCUGUUGGUCCGAUGGACCGGUUGGACCAACUGGCCUGUUGGUCCGAUGGACCGGUUGGACAACUGGCCUGUUGGUCCGAUGGACCGGUUGGACCAUCUGGCCUGUUGGUCCGAUGGACCGGUUGGUCCAACUGGCCUGUUGGUCCGAUGGACCCGGUUGGACCAUCUGGCCUGUUGGUCCGAUGGACCGGUUGGACCACUGGCCUGUGGGUCCGAUGGACCGGUUGGACCAUACUGGCCUGUUGGUCCGAUGGACCGGUUGGACCAUCUGGCCUGUUGGUCCGAUGGACCGGUUGGACCAACUGGCCUGUUGGUCCGAUGGACCGGUUGGACCAACUGGCCUGUUGGUCCGAUGGACCGGUUGGUCCAACUAGCCUGUUGGUCCGAUGGGACCCGGUUGGACCAUCUGGCCUGUUGGUCCGAUGGACCGGUUGGACCAUCUGGCCUGUUGGUCCGAUGGACCGGUUGGACCAACUGGCCUGUUGGUCCGAUGGACCGGUUGGACCAUCUGGCCUGUUGGUCCGAUGGACCGGUUGGACCAACUGGCCUGUUGGUCCGAUGGACCGGUUGGACCAAUCUGCCUGUUGGUCCGAUGGACCGGUUGGACCAACUGGCCUGUUGGUCCGAUGGACCGGUUGGACCAACUGGCCUGUUGGUCCGAUGGACCGGUUUGGGACCAACUGGCCUGUUGGUCCGAUGGACGGUUGGACCAACUGGCCUGUUGGUCCGAUGGACCGGUUGGACCAUCUGGCCUGUUGGUCCGAUGGACCGGUUGGACCAACUGGCCUGUUGGUCCGAUGGACCGGUUUGGACCAUCUGGCCUGUUGGUCCGAUGGACCGGUUGGACCAACUGGCUCUGUUGGUCGAUGGACCGGUUGGACCAACUGGCCUGUUGGUCCGAUGGACCGGUGGACCAACUAGCCUGUUGGUCCGAUGGACCGGUUGGACCAUCUGGCCCUGUUGGUCGAUGGACCGGUUGGACCAUCUGCCUGUUGGUCCGAUGGACCGGUUGGACCAACUGCCUGUUGGUCCGAUGGGACCGGUUGGACCCAUUCUCGGCCUGUUGGUCGAUGGACCGGUUGGACCAACUGGCCUGUUGGUCCGAUGGACCGGUUGGACCAUCUGGCCUGUUGGUCCGAUGGACCGGUUGGACCAACUGGCCUGUUGGUCCGAUGGACCGGUUGGACCAACUGAGCCUGUUGGUCCGAUGGAUCCGGUUGGACCAAUCUGGCCUGUUGGUCCGAUGGACCGGUUGGACCAUCUGGACUGUUGGUCCGAUGGACCGCCUGUUGGUCCGAUGGACCGGUUGGACCAUCUGGCCUGUUGGUCCGAUGGACCGUUGGACCAUCUGGCCUGUUGGUUCCGAUGGACCGGUUGGACCAAUCUGCCUGUUGGUCCGAUGGACCGGUUGGACCCAACUGGCCUGUUGGUCCGAUGGACCGGUUGGACCAUCUGGCCUGUUGGUCCGAUGGACCCGGUUGGACCAUCUGGCCUGUUGGUCCGAUGGACCGGUUGGACCAACUGGCCUGUUGGUCCGAUGGACCGGUUGGACCAUCUGGCCUGUUGGUCCGAUGGACCGGUUGGACCAACUGGCCUGUUGGUCCGAUGGACCGGUUGGACCAACUGGCCUGUUGGUCCGAUGGACCGGUUGGUCCAACUAGCCUGUUGGUCCGAUGGACCGGUUGGACCAACUGGCCUGUUGGUCCGAUGGACCGGUUGGACCAUCUGGCCUGUUGGUCCGAUGGACCGGUUGGACCAACUGGCCUGUUGGUCCGAUGGACCGGUUGGACCAUCUGGCCUGUUGGUCCGAUGGACCGGUUGGACCAACUGGCCUGUUGGUCCGAUGGACCGGUUGGACCAUCUGGCCUGUUGGUCCGAUGGACCGGUUGGACCAACUGGCCUGCUGGUCCGAUUGGACCGGUUGGACCAUCUGGCCUGUUGGUCCGAUGGACCGGUUGGACCAACUGGCCUGUUGGUCCGAUGGACCGGUUGGACCAACUGGCCUGUUGGUCCGAUGGACCGGUUGGUCCAACAAGCCUGUUGGUCCGAUGGACCGGUUGGACCAUCUGGCCUGUUGGUCCGAUGGACCGGUUGGACCAUCUGGCUUGUUGGUCCGAUGGACCGGUUGGACCAACUGGCCUGUUGGUCCGAUGGACCGGUUGGACCAACUAGCCUGUUGGUCCGAUGGAUCGGUUGGACCAACUGGCCUGUUGGUCCGAUGGACCAGUUGGACCAUCUGGCCUGUUGGUCCGAUGGACCGGUUGGUCCAACUAGCCUGUUGGUCCGAUGGACCGGUUGGACCAUCUGGCCUGUUGGUCCGAUGGACCGGUUGGUCCAACUAGCCUGUUGGUCCGAUGGACCGGUGGGACCAUCUGGCCUGUUGGUCCGAUGGACGGUUGGACCAUCUGGCCUGUUGGUCCGAUGGACCGGUUGGUCCAACUAUGUUCGGGGACCGGUUGGACCAUCUGGCCUGUUGGUCCGAUGGACCGGUUGGACCAUCUGGCCUGUUUGGUCCGAUGGACGGUUGGACAUCUGGCCUGUUGGUCCGAUGGACCGGUUGGACCAACUGGCCUGUUGGUCCGAUGGACCGGUUGGACCAUCUGGCCUGUUGGUCCGAUGGACCGGUUGGACCAACUGGCCUGUUGGUCCGAUGUACCGGUUGGACCAACUGGCCUGUUGGUCCGAUGGACCGGUUGGACAACUGGCCUGUUGGUCCGAUGGGACCGGUUGGACCAUCUGGCCUGUUGGUCCGAUGGACCGGUUGGACCAACUGGCCUGUUGGUCCGAUGGACCGGUUGGACCAACUAGCCUGUUGGUCGAUGGACCGGUUGGACCAAUCUGGCCUGUUGGGUCCGAUGGACCGGUUGGACCAUCUGGCCUGUUGGUCCGAUGGACCGGUUGGACCAACUGGCCUGUUGGUCCGAUGGACCGGUUGGACCAUCUGGCCUGUUGGUCCGAUGGACCGGUUGGACCAACUGGCCUGUUGGUCCGAUGGACCGGUUGGACCAACUGGCCUGUUGGUCCGAUGGACCGGUUGGACCAACUGGCCUGUUGGUCCGAUGGACGGUUGGUACCAACUGGCCUGUUGGUCCGAUGGACCGGUUGGACCAUCUGGCCUGUUGGUCCGACUGGACCGGUUGGACCAACUGGCCUGUUGGUCCGAUGGACCGGUUGGACCAUCUGGCCUGUUGGUCCGAUGGACCGGUUGGACCACCACUGGCCUGUUGGUCCGAUGGACCGGUUGGACCAACUGGCCUGUGGUCCGAUGGACGGUUUGGACCAACUGGCCUUUGGUCCGAUGGGGACCGGUUGGACCAUCUGGCCUGUUGGUCCGAUGGACCGGUUGGACCAACUGGCCUGUUGGUCCGAUGGAACGGUUGGACCAUCUGGCCUGUUGGUCCGAUGGACCGGUUGGACCAUCUGGCCUGUUGGUGCGAUGGACGGUUGGACCAACUGGCCUGUUGGUCCGAUGGACCGGUUGGACCAUCUGGCUGUGGUCCGAUGGACCGGUUGGACCAACUGGCCUGUUGGUCCAAUGGACCGGUUGGACCAUCUUGCCUGUUGGUCCGGUGGACCGGUUGGACCAACUGGCCUGUUGGUCCGAUGGACCGGUUGGACCAACUGGCCUGUUGGUCCGAUGGACCGGUUGGUCCAACUAGCUGUUGGUCCGAUGGACCGGUUGGACCAUCUGGCCUGUUGGUCCGAUGGACCG
Closterium sp. Naga37s-1 is the source of this 4098-nucleotide messenger RNA. Lineage: Eukaryota; Viridiplantae; Streptophyta; Zygnematophyceae; Desmidiales; Closteriaceae. The record is from the annotation of a GenBank genome assembly.